UCCUGGGGCCAGAAGGGACGGCGCGGGACGGGCUGGGCUGGGUGUGCCAGGACCUGGACGGAGUGACGGAGUGACGGAGUCAGCACGGAUCGGGGGGGCACGGACGGCGAGGCUCUGGCCAGGGAGGCAGGGCCGGACGCACGGCCACCACCCGCGAGGACCGCGUCGACCCGCGACACGACGACAGCUGCCGAGAUCUUCCGCCGCCAGCCGCGCCAGCCGCGAUAGCCGGAGAGAGAGGGCGGGGAGGGGCCCAGGCCCAGCCCAGGCCAGUCCAGGCCAGGCCAGCCCAGGCCGCCGGGCCGCGCCGCAUGGCCUUAUGGCUGCAACCGCAGCGCCAUGGCUAGAUAGCGGCCUCAGCAUCGGCAUGGCGACCCCGUCAUGGCCUAGUCCAUCCAGUCCGCACAGCCACGGUCGGUGGGCCACCGCAGCCCCCGCAGCCCCCGCAGCAGCUGCAGCCGCAGGCCGGCCCAGCCUUGGCAGCCUCUGCAGCCUCUGCAGCAACUGCAGCCUCGGCGGCAGCCGCUGCAGCCUGUGCAGCCUGUGCAGCUGCAAGGAACAGUGAAGCGCGUCGCAGUGUGGCAGUGUCGCAGGCAGUGUCGCAGUGCUGAGCAGGCCAGGCCGCAGGGCCGCGGGCCCCAGCGAGGGCCCCAGCGAGGGCCCCAUGGCAGCCAGGCCGUAAUGGGCGCGUGAUGGCAAGAGAGGAGGCGCGCGGCAAGCAACCCUUCAAGAUAUGGGACAGCCAAAGAAACCUCCGCAAAGGUCUGGUGGUGUCAAGUUUUGAGGAACUCGUUGUCCGAGGCAAGGAGAAGCUCGGCGUCCCCGCCAACGAGGCCGCUCGCCUGGUGCUCGAGAGCGACGGCACCCAGGUCGAAGACGGCGAGUACUUCAGAACACUCCCCAACAAUUCGGUGCUGCUGCUGCUGCGGCCCGGAGAGCGCUGGCGCCCUCCAGGGGUCGACUUCAUCCGCGCGGCGAUCACCGCCAUCCCUCGGAUCGUAUGUGAGACCAUCAACGCCCUGGAGUUGCAGAAUGAGGUGCCGUCUUGGAAGAUCAUGGACAACAAGGGCCGAGUUACUGUCGUCCUGCACUGGGACCACGCCAAGGCCGGGCAGGCCGGGCAGCCGACGACGGCGGCCUCGGGCUCGAUGGCGGGGACGGUUGGCGGCGGCGGCGGCGGGCCCGCUGGUCCGGGCAAGUCCAAGCCGCCGGCGCUCGUGAUCCAGACGUCCCUGGAGAAGCAGCAGGCCGUGCUCAACGACAUCUACACGCCGCCCAGCUCGGCGCGGUACGGCCCCGGCCCCCACAUCACCGUCAUCAACCACGACGACGAGGUGGCCGGGCUGGGCGGCCAGGUGCCGCUGCAGUCCCCGGGCCCCACGCAGACCAGCCGGCACCACCUGCAGGGGGCGGGCUCCUCGCUGGACACGGCGUGCGCGCAGCGGGCCGCCGCCCUGGCCCUGGCCGCCGAGUGCGACUUCCACUGCUGCGCGCUGCACGAGGAGGGCCGCUUCAUCGCCGUGCACAAGAGCGUGGCCACGUCGCCCAUCCAGGACGUCGGCUCGCAGACCUCCCCGCAGCCCACCUCCUCCAUGGCGGGGGGACGCACUGGCACGCUCCGCGGCGGCCAGCACGUGCGCUUCCUGGACAUCGAGGGCCGCGGCGGCGCCAUGCAGGCCGAGCACGGCGGCGACUCGUCCGAGUCGGAGACGGACAACACGGUGCUGGAGGAGGAGGCCGUGACGAGCGAGAAGUUCCUCCUGCUCAUCGACCAGCUGUCGGUGGACCAGAAGCGCCACCUCUCCAUCAAGGACAUCGGCAUCAUCCUGGAGCGGCUCAACUCCAAGAUCCUGGACGUGGAGCGGCUGGACCGCGAGAGCGAGAGCGACGACUGCUACAACUGGACCAUCAAGGCGACGAUCCGGGGCGACGUGCUGCAGGAGCUGGGGGUCAUCUACAACGGCAACUACUACGCCAUCUCGGAGCACCCGGGCUACAAGGAGGACGUGGAGCCCGGGCUGCCCGACCCGCCCGAGGAGGAGGAGGACGAGGACAGACUUUAAACUAUUUACUAAUACUUUACUAAAACUUACUCUGUGAGUGUUGGAGCUCGUCAAGUGAGUGUUGUUGUUCGUUGUUGUUGUUGUUGUUCAUUGUGUUCACCACUUUCGUCGUCAUUCUUCAUCACUUUGUGUGUCGCCUCAUAUGGUUUGCAACCAGCAGCAGCAGCAGCGGUAGCAGCAGCGGGAGGGAAGCGGGGUGGGGCAGUGAGCGCGCCACGCGUGUCGUAGCUUCCGACCGGCAGUGACCGGAAGUGACCGGCAGCGACCGGAAGCAGACACAGCUAAGUUGUGCCGAGGCCGGAAACGCAACGCACGUCGUCGAAACUUUUUCAUGAUUGUGAGAAGGUUGCAUGUUAAGUGCUGUGAUGUUUACAUGUUAAUUAGGAAUUGUUGGAGGGAUUGUUGGACGACGCGACUGGCGCAGCAAGCCAAGUGAGAUAGAGAUAGGGCUGGCGACUUUGGCUGCCCCGCUCGGGUUUGGAGAAAUACCACGGACGGUUGUUAUUUCAGAAUGGUUUUUUCGCAAGACUACCAUCAUCAAGACAAAAAAAGGAAAAUAAUAAAAUAAGAGGAGUCGCGUUUUAUUUUUUAGGUUACGAGAAUGUCAAGAUAGAGCUGACAGUCUGUGUAUGUAAAUUCAUAUAAUAGUGGGAAUGCUGUUGAAAUUAAUAUCAAAAUCCUGUACGAAAAGCGUGUCGGUGGCCUACAGUGCCCUGUGCGGCCGCGCCAGGCAGCCUCGACGCCCAGCACAAGUUUGUUUCCCUUAGGAAGAACAGAGUGACCCUUAGAACGAUCAAUUUUUCACAAACCGUUCUUGAUUGGGAACGAGAAAAUUAGCUUUACUUUGGUACGCAGAUAACGUUACUAGCUGGAAAAAAAGGUCCCAACAUUUAGUGUGAGGAAAAUAAAAAAAUCAAUCUUUUAUGUUGAUUUUUGUUGUUGUUGUUUUGUUCUUUUUUAUUAGGGUUAUGAUAUAAGAUAGGGGGAGAGGCAGGAGGGACUUUUGGAAAAAACGGGCGCGUUUCUCAGAACCAAUGCCCAGCAAGGAAUGGCUGGUCUAAUCGGCUUGAUAUCCAUUCGGACCGUCCGUUCCUGGCCGGGAGGGGAUCCCUUUGCUCACGCAGUCGCUCCAAAGAUCUUUUUUCUCAAGUUUUACUGACGAAGAGCAAUACUCGACACGGAGUCACGAAGUGCCGAAUGGCUGCGAGGCGUGGCGGGGCGGGGCGUGGCGGGGCGUGCAUGUGUGUGUGCGUGUGUGCCUGUGUGGGCGGGUGUGGGUGAGUGCGUGUGUGUGCGUGUGUGAGAGUGUGCGUGCGAGAGGGGUGGGGAGUGGCCGGACUGCGUUCCGGCGUUCUUAUCUUGCCGAAAUCUUGCUGUCUUACCAAAAGUCUUGUUUCACGUCUCAUCAUUGUGACUUGUUUAAACUCUGGGAAGGGAACAGGUGGACUGUUCCCUGAAGUUACCCGUGUGUUCUUUACGGCAGAGAACGCUGUCACCCUGUUUGUUGAUAUUAUUAAGUAAUUAAUGUACGGUUAAAAAGCUUUAAAAAUUAUAUUAUGUAAACGAAAUGUGGAAAGACAAACGAACCGCCGACGGAUUUUUGUUUUGGUCUUGAUUUGUUGAUGUUUUUGUGAAGUACGAAUUCAGACUGUAGCAUUGUUAACUAGCGAGACUGUAGAUGACGCUCGCUUACUCAUGCCGAAUGUGCUCCGACUACAGACAGACAGACUGCAGCCACAGAACCGCAGUCAGCGAGAGUGAGAGAGAGAAUGCGUGAGUGCGCGACGGAGUGAGUGACUGAGUGAGAGAGAGUGAGAGAGAGAGAGAGAGAGAGAGAGAGAGAGAGAGAGAGAGAGAGAGAGAGAGAGAGAGAGAGGAAAGGAGGUCCCGCGUGGCCCACGGCCUCGAAGGCCAAGCUGCUCACACAUUUUUAUUUUGUAAGACCGUGUAAUAAUUGUAACCGAAUAAUUAGCAAAUGGACUGCCUAAAUGUCACAAUUGCACAAAUUGAGUGGUGGCUGUGUUCCCGUUGUCGUUGCAUAUCGCAGGCUGGGCCUCUGUAAACACAAACGACAAAACAAAACCCAAAUCGGCAAAUGGACGCUUUAAUUUCUACGGUUCAUUUUCGUUUUCGAAAAAAAAGGGACAAAAAAAGAAAGGCGGGUGCAAGGACGGAGGAGGCGGUCGGGAACGGCAGCGAGUCCC
Thrips palmi is the source of this 4267-nucleotide messenger RNA. RefSeq lists its product as uncharacterized. The record is from RefSeq and is a predicted model, not a curated record. Gene Ontology annotation, biological process: apoptotic process; regulation of apoptotic process. Bases 693 to 2063 code for a protein of 456 amino acids. Lineage: Eukaryota; Metazoa; Arthropoda; Insecta; Thysanoptera; Thripidae. The transcript is spliced from 7 exons.